Messenger RNA from Phaeoacremonium minimum UCRPA7, 1047 nucleotides. Its product is annotated as putative exosome complex exonuclease rrp4 protein. Gene Ontology annotation, cellular component: cytoplasmic exosome (RNase complex); nuclear exosome (RNase complex). The transcript has 2 exons. Gene Ontology annotation, molecular function: RNA binding. The record is from RefSeq and is a predicted model, not a curated record. Bases 1 to 1047 code for a protein of 348 amino acids. Lineage: Eukaryota; Fungi; Ascomycota; Sordariomycetes; Togniniales; Togniniaceae. Gene Ontology annotation, biological process: U4 snRNA 3'-end processing; poly(A)-dependent snoRNA 3'-end processing; CUT catabolic process.
AUGCCUAUCACCAUCAUCACACCAAAGCCAGUGCCACGGCAUUUCGGCCGCGAUGCCGCCAACUCAGACUCGGACUCAGACUCCGGCGGCGUCGACAUAGAGGGCGACGUCGCCAUGCGGCCAGCCAAACGGGCCAGGAGGACAGGCGGCGAUGAGAUUGUCACACCCGGCGAGAUCAUUACGGAUGAUCCCCAGUGGAUGAGAGGACAUGGCACCUACGUCAACCCGGGCGAGACGUCCAUCAUCUCCUCGGUGGCGGGCACGGUGACGCGCACAAACAAGCUGCUGUCGGUGCGGCCGCUGCGGGCGCGCUACACGCCCGAGGUCGGCGACCUGGUCGUGGGCCGCAUCGUCGAGGUGCAGGCGAAGCGGUGGCGCGUGGACGUCGGCUCGACGCAGCUGGCGUCGCUGCCCCUGUCCGCCAUCAACCUGCCCGGCGGCAUCCUGCGCAAGCGCACCGAGACGGACGAGCUGCAGAUCCGCACCUUCUUCGCCGAGGGCGACCUGCUCGUCGCCGAGGUCCAGCAGCUCUUCCAGGACGGCGGCGCCGUGCUGCACACGCGCUCCCUCAAGUACGGCAAGCUGCGCAACGGCCUGUUCGCCGCCGUCUCGGGCGUCGGCGGCGGCGCGGGCGUCGUGCGCAGCAGGCGCCAGGUCUGGACCAUGGACUUGGCUACGAUUAGCGGCAGCGGUAGCAAGAUUGAUGUCAUCCUCGGCGUCAACGGCUACGUCUGGAUCAGCAAGCACGUCGAGGCCGAGAGCCCGGCCGUCGGGGGCGGCGUGACGAGCAUGGAGGAGAGCGUGAGCGUCAAUGUCUACUCGAGCCAGAACGACCCUAUCGAGGUGGAGGUCAUGCGGGAGAUUGCGAGGGUCAGGGGUGUGAUCACCGCGCUGGUGGAAAACGGACUACGCGUGGACGAGGAUAUGGUUAUGAAGGGCUAUAGGGAGGCUGUGGAAAUGGGCCGGAGUUCUACUGAAGGCGAGGAUGACAUCUAUCUGGGUGGAGAGAAAGGCCGCCAGCUAGCUGCGGCAUUGUCAGGUACCUGA